Molecule: messenger RNA, 1826 nt
Organism: Thecamonas trahens ATCC 50062
Lineage: Eukaryota; Apusomonadida; Apusomonadidae
Product: ATP-dependent RNA helicase HAS1
Exons: 2
Coding region: 1-1809 (602 amino acids)
Biological process (GO): maturation of LSU-rRNA from tricistronic rRNA transcript (SSU-rRNA, 5.8S rRNA, LSU-rRNA)
Cellular component (GO): nucleolus
Molecular function (GO): ATP binding; RNA helicase activity; nucleic acid binding
Source: RefSeq, a predicted model, not a curated record
AUGGGGGAGGAGGACAUGGCUGCUUCGGACGGGUCGGACGACGAGGUGAGCAAGUACGUCGAGGGCGGGGCCAAGGGCAAGGCCAAGAAGGGCAAGGCCAAGAAGGGCAAGGCCAAGAAGGGCAAGGCCAAGAAGGGCAAGGAGACCGAGACCGAGACUGAGGUUGAGGCUGAGGCUGAGGCUGAGGCUGAGGCCGAGGCUGCGGCUGCGUCUGCGGGACACGGCGAGAACGAGCCGCUGCCGGGCGAGAGCAAGCCGUCGAGCAAGGCGUUCACCUCGCUGGACUUGAGUGAGCCGACGCAGAACGCGCUGGCGGAGAUGGGGAUGACGCACAUGAUGGAGGUGCAGUGGCGGACUAUUCCGCUGCUGCUCGACGGCAACGACGUGCUCGGCGCGGCGCGGACGGGAUCGGGCAAGACGCUCGCGUUCCUCAUUCCGACGGUUGAGCUGCUGCACAAGCUCCGGUUCAAGCCGCGGAACGGAACAGGCGCGAUUGUGAUCACGCCGACGCGCGAGCUGGCCAUCCAGAUCAUGAACGUGGCCGAGGAGCUGAUGCAGUUCCAGUCACAGUCGCGGGCGCUGAUCAUCGGAGGCGCCAACCGGCGGACCGAGGUGGAGAAGCUGGCCAAGGGCCAGAACCUGCUUGUGGCAACGCCCGGGCGGCUGCUGGACCACUUGCAGAACACGACCGACUUUAUCUACCGCAACGUGCAGGUCCUUGUCCUUGACGAGGCCGAUCGCAUGCUCGACAUUGGCUUCGAGGAGGAGCUGAGGCAGAUCCUGUACCUGCUGCCCAAGGAGCGGCAGACGAUGCUGUUCUCGGCGACGCAGACCAAGAACAUUCAGGACCUCGCGCGGCUCUCGCUCAAGUCGCCGACGUACGUGGGUGUCCACGACGAGCUGGCAGCGUCGACCGCCGCCGGGCUCGAACAGGGCUACGUGGUGUGCCCGUCAGCCGACCGCUUCCGCCUCCUGUUCACCUUCCUCAAGAAGAACCGCAAGAAGAAGAUCAUCGUCUUUAUGUCGUCUUGCAACGCCGUCAAGUUCUACGCCGAGCUGCUGACCUACGUCGAUGUGCCGUGCCUCGACCUUCACGGCCGCCAGAAGCAGAACAAGCGGACGACGACGUUCAUGAAGUUUAUCGAGGCCAAGGCCGGCAUCCUCAUCUCCACAGACGUCGCCGCCCGAGGCCUCGACAUUCCGGACGUCGACUGGAUCGUCCAGUACGACCCGCCGGACGACCCCAAGGAGUACAUCCACCGCGUGGGCCGUACCGCCCGUGCCGGCGCCCGCGGCCGUGCCCUGCUCUUCCUCUUGCCCGAGGAGCUGGGCUUCCUCCGCUUCCUUCGCCAGGCUCGCGUCCCGCUCAACGAGUUUGAGCUGGCCAAGGGCAAGAUUGCCAACAUCCAGUCGCAGCUCGAGGCCCUCAUCGAGAAGAACUACUACCUCAACAAGGCCGCCCGGGACGGCUACCGCUCCUACCUGCAGGCCUACGCCUCGCACUCGCUCAAGGACAUCUUUAACGUCCACCAGCUCGACCUCCUCGAGGUUGCCCUCUCUUUUGGCUUCCGCACCCCGCCCAAGGUUCACCUCAACGUUCAGUCGUCCAAGGGCACUCGCAUCGAGCGCCGCGGCGGCGGUGGCGGCUUUGGCUCGGGAUGGGCUAAGCAGGAGGCCAAGCGUCGCAAGCUCGGCUUCUCCGCCGACGACCCCUACGGCUCGUCCGGCCAUCGCUCUGUUGCCCCGUCCACCAGCACGGCCUCCCGGUUCAAGAUGAAGAACACCAAGGGCCGCCAGUUCUCCCGGUAAACGUAAAGCAAACGGCA